GUGGCUGCGUUAAUGACCACAGUUCUCACCACAACCCUGUGCCGUCCCUACCCUCCUGAUGUCCACUUUGCAGAUGAAGAACUCCAGGCUCGGCGAUUCAGGAACUCGCCCUGGGUGACACGGUAAGGUCCGGAGGCGGGCUCGGGGGGCCGGGCUGGGGGCGGAGCCACCGCCCUCGAGUCCAGUGUGGCAACCUGAGUCGGUCCCGGAGGAGGACGCCGCGCUCGCUGCUGCCCGGGUCGGCGCGCCGCGAUGGGCCGGAGGAGUCGACCGCCUGCCCCGCUGGGCGCGCAGCCGCGCCGGCAGCCACUGGUGUUCCUGCUGACCCUGCUCCUGCAGCUGCUACCUGCACCCCCGAUACGGGCGCUCACCCCCCGGAUCAGCCUGCCGCUGGGCUCUGAAAAGCGGCCGUUGCUCCUAUUUAAAACUGAGAGCAUCUCCAACUACACAACCCUUCUGCUAAGCAAGGAUGGCAAGACUCUAUAUGUGGGCGCCCAAGAGGCCCUCUUUGCACUCAACACCAGCGUCAGCUUCCUGCCAGGCGGGGAUUGCCAGGAGGUGCUGUGGCGUGCAGACGCGGAGAGAAAACAGCAGUGCAGCUUCAAAGGCAAGGACCCCCAGCGGGAUUGCCAAAACUACAUCAAGAUCCUUCUGCCGCUCAACAGCACCCACCUGUUUACCUGUGGCACGGCCGCUUUCAGCCCCGUGUGCACCUACAUUAAUGUGGAGAACUUCACUCUGGCGAAGGAUAAGGCAGGGAACAUCCUCCUGGAAGACGGCAAGGGUCGUUGUCCCUUUGACCCAAAUUUCAAGUCCACAGCCCUGGUGGUUGAUGGCGAGUUGUACACCGGAACAGUCAGCAGCUUCCAGGGGAAUGACCCAGCUAUCUCCCGAAGCCAGAGCCAACGUCCCACCAAGACCGAGAGCUCCCUCAACUGGCUACAAGACCCAGGCUUUGUGGCCUCAGCCUACGUUCCCGAGAGCCUGGGCAGCUUGAAGGGGGACGACGACAAGAUCUACUUCUUCUUCAGCGAAACAGGCCAGGAGUUUGAGUUCUUUGAGAACACCAUCGUGUCCCGCAUCGCACGCAUCUGCAAGGGCGACGAGGGCGGCGAGCGGGUCCUGCAGCAGCGAUGGACGUCCUUCCUGAAGGCCCAGCUGCUGUGCUCCCGGCCCGGGGACGGCUUCCCCUUCAACGUGCUUCAGGACGUCUUCAUGCUGAGCCCCAGCCCCCAGGACUGGCUCGACACCCUCUUCUAUGGGGUCUUCACAUCCCAAUGGCACCCUGGGACCACGGAAGGCUCUGCCAUCUGCGUCUUCCACAUGAGAGACGUGCAGAGGGCCUUCAGCAGCCUCUACAAGGAGGUGAACCGGGAGACACAGCAGUGGUACACCGUGACACACCCGGUCCCCUCGCCCCGGCCUGGCGAGUGCAUCACCAACAGUGCCCGGGAAAGGAAGAUCAACUCGUCCCUGCAGCUCCCGGACCGGGUGCUCAACUUCCUCAAGGACCACUUCCUGAUGGACGGGCAGGUGCGCAGCCACAUGCUCCUGCUGCAACCCCAGGCCCGCUACCAGCGGGUGGUUGUCCACCGUGUGCCUGGCCCGCACCACACCUAUGACGUCCUCUUCAUGGGUACCGGUGACGGCCGGCUGCACAAGGCUGUAAAAGUGGGCUCCAGGGUGCACCUCAUCGAGGAGCUUCAGGUGUUCCCCGAGGGACAGCCCGUGCAGAACCUGCUGCUGGAUACCCACCAGGGGCUGCUGUAUGCUGCCUCCUACUCCGGCGUAGUCCAGGUGCCUGUGGCCAACUGCAGCAUGUACCAGAGCUGCGGGGACUGCGUCCUCGCCCGGGACCCCUACUGCGCGUGGAGCGGCUCCAGCUGCAGGCACCUCAGCUUUGGACAGCAUUCAGUGGACACCAGGUCAUGGAUCCAGGACAUCGAGGGGGCCAAUGCCCAGAGCCUGUGCAACACAUCCUGGCCCACAUCGGGGGCUGCUGCUUUACCAGCCAAGGCGGCAUGUGAGCAGGUCCAGUUCCAGCCCAACACGGUGAACACCCUGGCAUGCCCGCUGGUCUCCAACCUGGCCACGCGGCUCUGGCUGCACAAUGGAGCCCCUGUCAAUGCCUCCAUCUCCUGCCGGGUACUGCCCACCGGGGACCUGCUGCUGGUGGGCAGCCAGCAGGGCCUGGGGCUGUUCCAAUGCUGGUCGGAGGAGGAUGGCUUCCAGCAGCUGGUGGUCAGCUACUGCCCGGAGGUAGUGGCAGACCGAGCGGCAGAACGAGCAGGUCGGGGUGGCAGCGUACCCGUCAUCAUCAACACGUCCCGCGUGAGCGCGCCUGCUGCAGGCCAGGCCAGCUGGGGCGCCGACAGGUCCUACUGGAGCGAGUUCCUGGUGAUGUGCGUGCUCUUCGGACUCACCGUGGUCCUCCUGACUCUGUUCUUCCUCUACCGGUACCGGAACAGCAUGAAAGUGUUCCUGAAGCAGGGCGAGUGUGCCAGCGUGCACCCAAAGGCCCGCUCCGUGCCUGAGACCCGUCCGCUCAACGGUGUCGGCCCUCCCAGCACCCCACUGGACCACCACCGAGGCUACCAGGCCCUGUCCGAUGUCCCCCUGGGGCCCCGGGUCUUCACUGAGUCAGAGAAGAGGCCGCUCAGCAUCCAGGACAGCGUUGUGGAGGUGUCCCCCGUGUGCCCGCGGCCCCGGGUGCGCCUGGGCUCCGAGAUCCGGGAUUCUGUGGUGUGAGCAUGGACUUCAGAGGAGGGCCCCAGGAUUCAGGGGUCCCAGAAUGCUCAGAGGGGCCAGCGAAGCCGCUGUCGUGGCAGACUGAGCCGCGAUCUGGCCACAGGCACGACAGAGCCAGCUAGCCUGCUGCUCUAUCUAGUGCCCCCACAGCCAGGGCCCCAGAGGUCCUGGUUCAAUGGGGGCUGCCCAGAUGGGCGGAACAGUGCUACGUAGACAAACUGAGCCCUUUGUUUGUUUUAAAUGAAAAUGUGAAGUAGAAGUGAGGGACAGCAAAGCAGGCCACCCCUGCAGUCACUCCGGCCGGUUCACAGGCCCCUCGGCCUCGCGUGGCCCCGGACAGCGCAGCCCUUCCAAAGCAGUGCUGGGGCACAGUGAGAACCCCUCACCAACGAGCGUCUUCUGCCUUCCGCCUUAUCCUGCUGCCCCAGGCUGCCACUAGGCUCCUGCCAGUCAGCUGAUGGUAUUGUAGCCACCACCAUCCCGCCACCUCAGGGACCAGAGCACUAGGCAGGCACGACAGCCCUCGGCCAGUGCUGUGGCCACAUGAGAGUGACGUGAGUUCUGGAGCGGAUGUGUGCCACCCCGUGGUCCUGUUGCUCAGAGUGGGAAGAGGAGACUGUUGCCUGCCUUCCUCCAAUCCAGGCUGAGGGACCCACAUCCACCCAGCCCCCUCUUAAUGCAUCCCAGGGCAGGAACUGAUACUGCUCAGCCCAAGUCCCCCCUCACCCAACACUGCCGCUCACGAGACAUUGAUGACGCCCGGCACAGAGGCCGUGACUUUAUGUGGGUUUUAUAUGUUUUUUUUAAUAAAAUGCACUUUACUUUUUUUUUUUUAAAUAAAAUCUGAAGAAUAGAAAUCGUG
Molecule: messenger RNA, 3610 nt
Organism: Echinops telfairi (small Madagascar hedgehog)
Lineage: Eukaryota; Metazoa; Chordata; Mammalia; Afrosoricida; Tenrecidae
Gene: SEMA4B
Product: semaphorin 4B
Exons: 15
Coding region: 253-2748 (831 amino acids)
Biological process (GO): semaphorin-plexin signaling pathway; positive regulation of cell migration; axon guidance
Molecular function (GO): chemorepellent activity; semaphorin receptor binding
Source: RefSeq, a predicted model, not a curated record